AUGGCCGUUGGACGGUUCGGCAAUCGCGCCAUUGCGAAGCCGUCGCGGGACGUGAGACCAAUUGGCGUCAUGAUCGACGUGUCGCAUGUCGAGACCGGCGCUCCUCCGCCGAGCGGACGUCCUGGGCAACGGACCGAGAUACUCCUGGGCCCCGCCGAGCGUGGCCCCGCUGAAGAGUGGCCGGGAGUGGAUCUUACUCCGUCUGUGUCUUCCUCCGCCGGAGACCCUUCCGUUCAACCCCGGAGACCCUGGGGAGGACGAGCUCACUUGCCACCCUGCGCGGGAGAUGCCGAAUGA
Colletotrichum orchidophilum is the source of this 297-nucleotide messenger RNA. RefSeq lists its product as uncharacterized. The transcript is spliced from 2 exons. The record is from RefSeq and is a predicted model, not a curated record. NCBI's taxonomy places the organism in Eukaryota, Fungi, Ascomycota, Sordariomycetes, Glomerellales, Glomerellaceae. Bases 1 to 297 code for a protein of 98 amino acids.